UGUCGACCUAAUCUGUGUCACUGAAUGUACUGUUGAGCUCCUAGCCAGCUGAGAGAUAGUGGAGAAUAAUGUUCAACAAUUUACAUUGAAGUCAAGUUUGAACUGUGAAUUGCUUGAGGACACAAAUCUAUAGGACUUGUAAUUGACAUUGCUUGUCAACAUUGCCAGAUUGCAAGGACUUGUUUAAUUGAAAUUGGGGAAUACUUUGAUAUUGGACAGUGAAUUUCAAUUGAAAUUUAAGAAGUGUUAACUCCUUAGUGCAAAUUGAAUUAAACAUGUUACAAAUAAGAUAUACCAAUUUCUGACAAAAUUGUAAUUGUGUUAUUGAACUACAUGUAAUGAGUGUGACCGUAUGGAUAUGACAAAUUUAAAGUUGUGCACAAGGUGCUGACAUUUAUUAAAUGAUUAUUCAAACGCAGUUUGCAUAUUGAUUAUUAAUUAGUGUUCAUACAAUAGACCAUUACAACAACAAUAGGACAUGUGAUUUUAUUCAGUUUGCCUCACCAUCAGUUAUAAAAUUGCCGGAGGGUUGUAGUGAUAUCAUCAGAUGUCAGAACAGUAUGGAAAGCUGUGGAUGGUUUAUUGGUCUUGAUAACAUUAGACAUUAUACAUUAUACUGGUUGUAUUGGUUCGGACAUUGUGAGAUAUAAAGUGGACAUAGUACCAUGUUUACACUAUGAACAGUUAGCACCUAUGCCUAUGGAGUAAAAAAGAUAUAUUACCACAUCUUCAAAUUCGUGUUAUUUUUUACAAUAUUUGUGUGAAGUAUUUAUGUUUGUUUGGACUUGUUCGGUUAUGUUUUGAUUGUACACUUUCGUAAGGGCUUUGGCCUUUAAAUUUGUUUGAAGUGUAUGAGACAGAUUUGCGUCCUCAAUGUGUUUUGAUAGCGGAUUUUAACAAGUGUUAUGUCUUCUUUUUUGUUGGAAGUAUGGUGUCAAACUGGUUUAAGAAUUGUGUAUAUUGUUCAGUAAUUGCCUGGAUUUAACAGACAGCCGAUAAUGAUGCAAAGGUUGCUAGCAAAAGCCCUCUAUGACAAUGUGGCAGAGUCCCCAGAUGAACUAGAUUUCAAACGCGGCGAUGUUCUCACAGUCCUUGAGCAAGAGACGAGCGGCCUUGAGGGAUGGUGGCUGUGCUCGUUGCGGGGGAAACAGGGCAUUGCCCCCGGAAACCGGCUGAAGAUGGUGACUGGACUGGUGGCCAAUCAUAUGCGGUCUCACACCAGUGAUUUCCAGUCAUUGGACAAGACUCAGCAGGAAUGGAACCGCCGCAGCUGGGAUGGCUCAAACCAUAAGGUGGUAACACCCAUACAUCAGGGAGACAUGUACACGUACGACCAUCCCAAAGGUGCCCAGCAACAAGACUAUGAUGUGCCGCCAACACGUUACCAUGGUAGCGCCCACUCUUCACGAGAGGACCUGCUCAAUGGAUCCAGCUCCAGUUUUGAGCAGUCCUUCUAUGACACUCCUCCGCAAAGCCGCAGUUUUAGAUCGGCAGACAACAGCGUGUAUGAAACCCCGCCAUCUCAGCUGGGUAUAGACGGCUAUGACACGCCGGGCGGAUCAGUCAGGACGAGUUUAGCUUCGAAAUUCUCUGAUGAAACUAUGAGUAUGUCAAGUGGAAUAUCUUCUUACAACAAAUCUAAUCCCCCGAGUAUGUGUGACUCUGCUCGUUCGAGUAUGGACAUUUCUCCGAUGGAUUUGUAUGACGUGCCACCUUCCCAGCGAGAACGCGAAGCAAGGGACAGGGAGGCCAAGAUGGCGUCCUAUCCUAUAAGAUCGUCUAAAGAUUCUGGACUGGACAUGUAUGAUUCACCCCCAAAAAUAAAAUCUGGAGCAUCGUUGAACGAGGAUUAUGAUGUUCCUAAAGGUUCCGCUGCAGAUGGAACUGAAAUUCAUUUUAAGAAUGUGCACUUCCCACAUUCUGAGCCAACAAGUCCUGGGGGCUUUCGUGAGGAUUAUGAUGUUCCUAAAUCGUCACCGUUUGCUCAAAAGCAUACCUCCAAUGUUAACAACUUGUCUGUUGCUUCUAACACAUCUGAUAUGGAAGAUUAUGAUGUGCCAAAACAACCAACUCCUGUCAUGGGCAAACCGCCUAUUGCUGCUAAGUCAAAACGACACAAAUCAAACUCAAUAGGUUCACUGUUAGAUGACUACGACACCCCUCAGACGCAUAUUUCAAAAAAAGUGACAAAAGACGAUUCAUAUGCUAAAUCUGGUACUAAGAAACUUUUUGAUCCGGAAGUAUCUGAUGAGGAAAAUAACUACGAUGAACCAGACCAGUCUGACAGUGUAAAACAAGCCCAAAUGUUUGGUGCAAAACCAAAAUUACAUAAGCAGGAGCAUGCAAUUGAUGACAUUUAUGAUUCCCCAAGAAGCAAUGCACCAGUUAAAAACAUGACAAAAGAGUUUUCAGCGUUGUCUGUGUCAUCCAAAAAGCCAGAAGUACUUGGUGUGUACGACAUACCGCCUCAAGUUACGAGGGACUCAGUGAUAUCUGCAAGGUCAGACUCAUCAGAUGAGAAAGACGAUGGCAGUUACCGUCUGUCAACGUGUAGCAGUUCUGAUUCACAUUGUUCAGAACCGAUCAUUUACGAUGAAUUGCCCCUUGAUCUGGAUGCAGCGAAUGAUCUGAUAAUAAAACUGCAACAGGACGUUCAAAAGAGUGUUAAUAGUUUUCAAUCAAGUACGCACAGCUCUUGGCGUAAGAAGGAAAAUAUUGAUCAGAGACUGUAUGAAAUUAAAAUGAGCUGCAGCAAAGUAGAGCAGGCCCUUGGUGAAUUUGUGGAGUUUGGGCAAGGUACGCUUGCUAAUUCUGCAAAGCUUUCUGACCGUAAACUGAUCAGCAAAUUGAGUAAAUACUUGAUCCCCUUACAACAGGCAUUGCAACAAAUGAGAGUUUGUAUCAAGCAUUUAGAUGAUGCAAACUGGCAGAUAGCAAAAAUGAGCAGCGAUUCUAAUAAAAAGGAUGACUUGGGUAUAUUUGCAUCGCAAACCAAGGACAUUAUAAGCGACGUGAAAAAGCUUACAUCCUUUAUUCAAGGAAACUCAUCACUUCUUUUCAAACGUGCCAAAGAUUUCAAGAGAAGCGCACGAUCUACAGAACAUUCCACUCUUCUCGGACCCGGAAAGACGCCUGCUGGCAAGAAACCAGCGUUACCUGCUAAGACCCUUAACCUGUCCACAACAGUUCAAGCCAGACCUUUGCCUGCUCCGCCGCCAACAGAACGCCCUCUACCACCGACACCGACAGAUAAAAAGGGUCCACAGUUUGGGUUCACUACUGGGGAUGUUGGAAGUAAAAGAAACUCUGGAGAGUUUAAGCACUGGUCUGGGGAAAUACAAGUGAAACGUUUGAGUACGGAUAGCCUUGAUAGGGCCUCUUUCAAGUCGGACGAUUUAAUGCAGGAUUAUGAUUAUGUUGAAUUAGAGGAAGAAGAGAAGGCAAAGCAAAACAAACAAGAAAAGACAAUUCCAGAAGAGAACCAUGUUAAUGUUGUUAAUAAUAAAGAGAAACAAGAAUGUGAUCGCGACUCUUAUGCAAGUGACAUGGAGAAAACUCUUGAUGAAGUGAACGAUGUCAACAUUUAUUCUGAUGAUUCCGGAGGAACCUUGAAACGAGAAACAAAACUAUCAACAGAAACAGUUGGUGACACUGAAAGUGAGUGUGACACUGGGACACUUAAGAGAAAACCUCAUAUUGAAGACAGUGCAGAGUAUGAUUCAGGUACUCUUAAGCAUAACAAUAAUAAUACAAAUGAAGAGCCGGUGAGGGACACAGGAGAUUUUGUGAGGACUCCAGUAAACAAAGACUCAGAAAUGACUGUCAUGCCAUGUUUGGAACCGGAGUCCAAAAAUGGUGGUGGUUUACUAGCAGAAGAUAAGCAAGUUUUAGCGUUUUAUUCUGAACAGCUUGAAACUCAUACCGCACUAUUGACCAAUUCCAUUCAAGCCUUUUUUCAGUGCAUCGAAAACAAUGAGGCGCCAAAAGUGUUCAUUUCUCACAGUAAAUUUGUGGUAUUAUCCGCGCACAAACUUGUAUACAUUGGUGACACCUUACACAGGAAUGUGAAACACGACCAGAUACGGAAUCUUAUUAUUCAGAGAGCCAACUAUUUGUGUGACUGCCUGAAACAGACGGUGAACUCGACCAAGACAGCAGCUCUGCAAUACCCGUCCGUACCCGCGGUACAGGAUAUGGUUGACAGAGUGUUAGCUGUGUCUCACGCUGCCAGAGAUCUCAGACACCUAGUGACAGAUGUGUCGAACUCUUAGUGCUACUGGAUGUUGUGCUUUUUGUGUACUUUGUUGUUUAUUGGGUAUUCUUAGCAGUGCACGUGUAGUCGUGUACCUAGUUUUAAAUAUUGUUGUUUCAAUUGUUAAACAAACUGAAGAUUAACCCAGAAUUAUUUCCUUAAAGUAAUGACUUAUUUCCUUAAAGUAAUGACUUGAACAGUUUUUUAAUGAUUUUAAAAUUUAUUUUGAAGCGAAUAAACAUCAACUACUUGAACUACUGUAGUUAACAGUCACUUAAAUUUGCCGUGUAAUUGUACUUUUUUACUUACCAAAUGUAAUAUUAAUUAUUUCAUUUGUUCUUAACCCAUUUAUGCCUAGCGUCUUGAAAAAAGGCCUUGGCAAAGAGCAUAGACCCAGAUGAGACGCCGCAUGAUGCGGCAUCUCAUCUGGGUCUGCGCUGUUUGCUUAAAGGAAUUUUGGUAAGAAAAAUUCUAAAUAUACUAGACAUCCCUUAUUUUGGAUAUAAAUUGAUCAAAUUAAGAAGGAUAGGAGAGUCCACUGGGCUUAAAUGGGUUAAACUUUGCAGUCAGCACAUGAAGAAUGUUUAUUUUAGUUUGAAUGAAUGUUUGUGCCAUCACUAUAUACAAUACUGAUUUACAAUAAUAGUGUACCUCUAUAUUUAUAAAUUAGUGAAUGUAUUAUUAUUUUUCUUUCAAAAAGCUGUACAUAGGUUUUAUUAUAUGAGUUAUAACUAAUAGCAUAUAAAGUAUUAUGAAUGUUGUUUCUGUACUCUAAAAGAGUUAUGUGUUACAUGUGUAUUAGUAUUUAAUUGACAGAUUAUUUUUGUUGUUAUGAUUUGUAGCACUGGUCAGUGUGGACACAAGGAUAUGUGUCUUUUGUAUGUGGUCACACAGAGCUAUUGAUCUACUUAUUCUGCAUUUUAAUAAAUAGAGCUUCACAUAUUUAUGAGCAAUCAUUUGUAAUUAAGUCUUCAUUUUACCUCUAAUGCACAUUAACUUGCAGGUCACACAAACAGGACAUUGAAAUCAAUAGAAAUAAUGAGAGAAUUUUUGAUAAUUUCAAUGAAUAUGAUAAUAAUUCAAUCAUUCAGAUGUGUUAAUUUAGGUUUUAGUUCACAAGAAAUGUUUAGAAACUAAAUACACUUGAACUGGAGGUGGCAACCUUUGUUUAUUUCUUGACACUAAUAACAUCAAGAUGUGAGGCCAUUUAAAAAGGCUUUCUUUUUCGUGAUUCAAACAGUCUUAAGGGUAUUUUUGUUUGGUUGAAUAAAGGAGCAGAAUAAAGUGGGUUUAAUGUGCAUUUGCGUAGUGUCGUCCUAUAUCAGUCUGCACAGGCCCGUGCAGGUCUUAAAGGCUAAUCAGGGAUGACACUGUCCGCAUUUUUUUAAAUAUAUUUUUUUUUAGAGUCUUCUUAUCAAAAAUCCAGUUUAAGGUUAAGUGUCGUCCCUGAUUAGCCUGUGCAGACUGCUUAUAUGUUAACAGUCCUGACCAUUGCAUAUCAUAUUCUGAGAGACUUAAGUAAUUCAGAUUUCAACAAUGUCUAUGGUUAUGUUGGAUGUUUCAUUUCUCUGGUGAUAAAUCAGUAUAAAGGCAUAAAUACAAAAAAUAAGCAAGUUGCAAUGUUAAGUUUUUAUUGUGCAUAUAUCACAUAGAUUGUCAUGCUAUGGUAUGAAUACGGCAUUAAUUGCUUAUAAUUGCUUCUGGCGACCAUAUUUUGUUAUAUGUAUAAUUGUUUUUUUGUUUUUUUAAUUUAAUCAAGGCAUACAUGCUUGAAUGGAAUUCAAAGUAUUAAAAUAAAAAUAAAUACUUUAGAAGA
Molecule: messenger RNA, 6068 nt
Organism: Dreissena polymorpha
Lineage: Eukaryota; Metazoa; Mollusca; Bivalvia; Myida; Dreissenidae
Product: breast cancer anti-estrogen resistance protein 1-like
Exons: 3
Coding region: 999-4271 (1090 amino acids)
Biological process (GO): cell migration; cell surface receptor protein tyrosine kinase signaling pathway
Cellular component (GO): cytoplasm; plasma membrane
Molecular function (GO): protein binding
Source: RefSeq, a predicted model, not a curated record